Messenger RNA from Dama dama (fallow deer), 919 nucleotides. RefSeq names its product speedy/RINGO cell cycle regulator family member C (gene SPDYC). The record is from RefSeq and is a predicted model, not a curated record. Bases 1 to 825 code for a protein of 274 amino acids. Gene Ontology annotation, molecular function: protein kinase binding. NCBI's taxonomy places the organism in Eukaryota, Metazoa, Chordata, Mammalia, Artiodactyla, Cervidae. The transcript has 6 exons. Gene Ontology annotation, biological process: positive regulation of cyclin-dependent protein serine/threonine kinase activity.
AUGAGCGAUGCCCAAGACCCGGCCACAGUCCCUGGAGCUGGCACCCAGGUGAAGCUGAGGGGCUGGAGCCAUCAAGGUGAGGGUGAUGAGUCUUCCCACCUCCGCAGACACCAGGAGCUCCAGGCCUUCCUCCACCUUCUGGAGCACAGUUCCCUCCAGGAUUUCCUCUCCAAAGAUCCCUGUUUCCAGAUUUCAGACAAGUACCUCCUGUCCAUGGUGCUGGUCUACUUCCGGCGUGCCAACCUGCAGCUCAGCGAGUACACCCACAGCAAUCUGUUCCUGGCACUGUACCUUGCGAAUGACAUGGAGGAAGACCUGGAGGACCCCAAAAGCGUGAUUUUUCUGUGGGCCCUGGGCCAAGAUUGGCGUCAUCAAGUGUCAGACUUCCUGCAUCAGAGGGACAAGCUGUGGGCACGGAUGGGCUUCAGGGCUGUUGUGAGACGCCAGAGCUGCGAGGAGGUCAUGGCCAAGGAGCCGACGCACUGGGCCUGGACUCGGGAGCGGCACCCCCACCAUGGCAGGGCUCAAAGGAGCUUCCCAAAGGCCCAGAUCCCCCUCCCCGGGGGCCCCGGCCUCUCGCCACCCCACUGUUCCCUUUGUGCCUUGCCCCCUCAUCACAGGCUCUGCUGCCCCCGCCCCCGCCCCCGCCCCUUGCCUGUCUUACCCAAGUGCCUUUCCUACAAUGCUGAGUGGCAGCGCCCUUCAUCCCAAGCUUGGCCCUGGAGUAGGGGCUUCCUCAUUGUCCUGCCCACCCAGCUGCCGCUGGAGCCAGGCACCUACACCCUCCACAUCUUCUCUAAGCUGCUGCUGUGCCCUCGGCGCUGACACUCUCAGGGUGAAGAACAGUCCGUCUGCUUGCCUGCUGACCCAGUGCUCUACUGACUGUGGCCCCUACAGCCUCCUGUCUUCUUGGCCUCAG